This is a messenger RNA of Phyllotreta striolata, 429 nucleotides long. The record is from the annotation of a GenBank genome assembly. Lineage: Eukaryota; Metazoa; Arthropoda; Insecta; Coleoptera; Chrysomelidae.
AUGGCCAAAUUAGCAAUCGACGCUAAACAGUUCAAAAACCUACUAGAAACAACAAAGAGGUUUAACAAAUGCUUGAAAGCAAUAAACCUUGUGGAAUUGGGCAAAGGAAGAUGCACAGCUACGUUAAAAGUGAAAGAAGAACACACGAAUUCCAUGGGAACAAUGCAAGCAGGAUUUGCAGCGAGUUUAGUAGACACCAUCUCGAGUCAUGCUCUCUUUACCCAUGAAAAAGGGAACCAUCCCAGUGUGUCUGUAAAUAUAAACGUUUCAUAUUUGAAAGGAAUUAAAGAGGGCGAAGAAAUACUGAUCGAAGCUGAUACGUUAAAAGUGGGAAAAACGAUGGCUUUUCUGCAGGUUUUAAUCAAAAAUAAAAUCAAUGGAAACUUGCUGGUUAAAGGAGAACACACAAUGUUCCUACUACAAAAGUAA